This is a messenger RNA of Gadus chalcogrammus (walleye pollock), 17966 nucleotides long. It is a transcript of the gene col6a3, whose product is annotated as collagen, type VI, alpha 3. The coding region runs from base 224 to 17563 and encodes 5779 amino acids. Lineage: Eukaryota; Metazoa; Chordata; Actinopteri; Gadiformes; Gadidae. The transcript is spliced from 31 exons. The record is from RefSeq and is a predicted model, not a curated record.
CCCUCAAACCCCAUGCCCCCCACCCCACCCCCAUCACAUCCUUUUUCAUCCACCUCCCGUCAGGAAGAGUUGGUGCAGCCAGGGGAUUUACACCGGAGGAUAUUGCCCAAGAGGCCACUGUUUUCUCCUUUGGUAUAAGUGUUUCUUACAGUUAACAAAGAGAAGAAGACAAUACCUUGGAAUACAUCCAGUUCCAUACAGGGUGUCCUCGUUGGAGUGGACGAUGGGGAGGCAUCUGCUGCUACCGCUGUGCGCCCUCCUGGGCGUCCUGCUCACAGGGUCCCUCCAUAAAACCGAAGCACAGGAAGAUUGCGCUCAAGGCCUACCAGCCGAUGUAUACUUUCUAGUGGAUUCGUCCUGGAGUAUGGGCCAGCAGAACUUUGAACAUGUCAAGCACUUUCUGCUGGGGGUGAUCAAAGCGCUGAAUGAGAGGGCGGGGGACAGCUUCCAGUACGCCCUGGUGCAGUACAGCGCCACGCCCCACACACAGUUCAAGCUGAACACCUACGCCGCCGCCGAGGACGCCAUGGAGCACGUGGCGGCCAUGCGCUACCGCGGCGGCGGCACCCGUACGGGCCUAGGCCUGGACUUCCUGAUCCGAGCCCACAUGACCACGACGUCGGGCAGCCGCGCCGGCGGGGGCGUGUCCCAGCUGGUGGUGGUGCUGACAGAUGGCCGCUCGCAGGACGACGUGAGUGAGCCGGCGCGGGUGCUGCACCUGGCGGGCGUGGAGGUGUUUGCGGUGGGCGUGCAGGGCGCCGCAGAAUGGGAGCUAAAGGAAAUGGCCAGCCGGCCCGCUGACUCUCACGUGUUGAGCGUAGACUCUUUUGUGGCCUUGAGGGACAUAACGCAGGAUUUAGUAGCGGGGAUCUGCGGUGCGGUGAGCCAGGCUCUGGGCGCUCCCGUGGGGAUGGAGUUCCGGGAUGUGGCCGCAGGCGGGACAGCACAAGAGUCAGCCGACCUUGUGCUGUUAAUUGACGGAUCAAAGAACGUUGGAGCAGCAAACUUCCCCCGUGUGCGUGAUUUGGCUUUGAGAAUCAUUGAGGGCCUUGACGUGGGCAGGGACACUAUUCGAGUCGCCGUGGCCCUGUACAGUACUGACCCAGAGGUUCAGUUCUAUCUCAAUAGUUAUGAGAGCAAGGCGGCGGUCCAGGAUGCGGUGAAGGGCCUCUCCUUCACGGGAGGCGAAGAAGCCAACCUGGGGGCGGCCUUGGCGGAGGUGUCCGAGAGCCUCUUAAGCCAGACAUCUGGGGGCAGGGCGGAAGAGGGCGUGCCCCAGGCUGUGGUGGUCAUCAGCGCCGGGCCGUCCACGGAUGACACUAGCGUUGGCGACAGGGCCCUUAAGAAGGCCAACGUUAUCACAUUCGGCCUUGCCAUCGGUGGCACCACCGUCGCUGAGCUCGAGUCAGUAGCCUCUGACAAAAGCUUUGUGCUAGAAGCCCCUGAUUUCCAAACGGCAGCAAGCAUGGGUGACCAGCUCCGGCCGUACAUUGUUGGGGUCGCCCAGCGUACCAUUGUGGUUCAGAAUGAGUUCACUGAAGCCAUUGCAGUAGGCAGAAGGGACAUCGUUUUCCUUCUGGACAGCACAAUGGGCGCAACCAUCAUCAACUCCAUGCGCGAGUUCAUCAAGCGCUUCGUUGACACGAUCCCCAUUGGACCCGACGACGUGCAGAUCGGUGUGGCCCAGUUCAGCAACGUUGGCCGGCGUGAGAUAGAUCUCAACAGCUAUGGAACCCGUGAUGAGCUCUCUGCGGCGCUGGGCAGAAUCAAACCCAAACCCGGCCAGACGGUGAACAUCGGAGCCGCCCUGGACUUUGUGAGGACCAACAUGUUUCAACCUGACAAGGGCAGUCGCAUCCGGCAGGGAGUUCCACAGCUUCUGCUGGUCCUGACCUCUAAGAGGUCCAGCGACAGCGUGGAUGGCCCAGCCCAGGCCCUUCAGCAAAUGGGGGUUCUGACCUUGGCUGCGGGAUCCAAGGCUGCCGAUGAGGCUGAACUGAGGCGGAUUGCUUUCGAUGACUCUCUGGUCUUCAUGAUGAAAGACUUCCGCUUUCUGGUCCGCAACCCCAAGUCGGUCAUCUCUCCACUGUCCACUCUCAGUGGGGUUGUGGUGACAGAAGGACCUGAAUUGGAGAUAACCACUGUCCAGACAUCUAAAGUCAUUAGGGACAUUGUCUUCCUUGUGGAUAGCUCCAGCUACGUUGGGAACCAAAACCUCCCCUACGUGCGUCAGUUCAUCACUAACGUGGUCAACCAGCUGGAUGUGCGGCCGGAACGAGUCCAGAUUGGCCUCAUGCAGUUCUCUGAACAUCCCAAAAUUGAAUUCUACCUGAACACUUACCAAAACAAGGAGGACGUUUUGGACAGAAUCUCCCAAAUGAGUGUAACCGGGGGAAAUGUAUUGAACACAGGAGCCGCCAUGAAUUAUGCUCUAUCCAACAUGUUCCAAUCCUCCAGUGGCUCCAGGAGGAGCCAGAAUGUCCCUCAGGCAUUGGUUCUGAUUACAGGGGGCCCUUAUCAGGAUGAGGUUGCAAAGGUUGCAGAUAGGCUGGCUCUGGCUGGAGUCCUGACCUACACAGUCAGUACUGGACAUGCAGAUCCAAACUUACUACGAUCAGUGGCCUUUGUUCCAGAUUUGGCCUUCCAUACGGAAAGUUUUGCUGACAUGCCACAGCUCGCUGAACAAAUCUAUCCGCCAUUGAUAACGGUAGUCGGUGACACUGAUGUGACUGAAACCACAGAAAUUCCUGAAGUCCCAAGUGAUCCUACAAGUGCUGAGAGGGAUGUAGCUUUCCUCAUUGAUGGCUCAGACAAUGUUCAAGACGACUUCCCCUACAUCAAGGAUUUCAUCCUUAAAGUCAUCCAGCCACUUGAUAUCGCAAGGGAUAGAGUGCGUAUUUCAGUGGUCCAGCAUAGUGAGACGCCAACUUCUGUUUUCUACCUUAACACCUACCAAACCAAAGACGAGGUAAUAAGAGCUGUUAAUGACAUGAGGAUCGCUGGUGGGCGUAGUCUGAACACAGGAUCUGCCCUAAAAUUCAUGAAGGAGACCAUCUUGUCUGAAAGUAAUGGCAGUAGGGCCCGACGAAAUGUCCCACAAUUUCUGAUUGUCUUGACCGGAGGUAGAUCCAGGGAUAAUGUUAAAGAUUCCGCCGUUGCGCUGAAGACCGGGGGAGUGGUGCCAUUUGGCGUGGGUGUCAAGGAUGCAGACAUGAGGCAGAUCCAGGACAUCUCACACAACCCAUCCUUUGCUUUCAAAGUGAAAGAAUUCAGUGAACUGAGCACAGUCCAACAAAAGCUCAACAACUACGUGAGCCUUCCCAAAGAGCAGCUUCAAGUUGUCCUUGAACAAGCACACAGGGAUGCUGAAAAAAUUGAUAUAGUGUUCCUACUGGAUGGCACUGAUGGUACAAAGGUUGGAUUUCCAGAAGUACAGCACUUUGUAAAAAGUAUAGUUGAGAGGCUCACUGUGGAGGAGGACAAAGUAAGGGUAUCUGUUGUGCAGUAUGCCAAUAGACCUGAAGUCAAUUUCUAUCUGAGUUCUCACAGAACUAAGGAUGAUGUCUUGAAUGCCAUAGAUGGUUUAACCCACAAGGGUGGAAAGAUCCUGAAUACUGGGGCAGCUCUCCAGUUUGUCAGACACAAUAUCUUCACAGCCUCCACAGGAAGUAGAACACUCAAGGGCGUUCCCCAGGUACUGGUUCUUCUAACAAGUGCCCAGUCCAGGGAUUAUGUCAAUGCUCCAGCUGUGGCUCUUAAAGAUCGAGAAAUCAUAGUGCUUGGUAUUGGAGUGGGGGAUGCCAAUCUCCCCGAGUUGGAAAAAAUUGCUUUCCAACCAGAUUUUGCAUACAAAGUGAAUGACUUCUCUGAGUUGCCAAUACUUCAACCACUGCUUGUUGGUAAAUUAAAUGUGUCAAAAGUUGCAAUGGAAUAUCCAGGAAUCCCAAGCUUAAUAGUCGAAUUAAAUGCAACACAGAAGGACAUAGUGUUCCUAUUGGAUGGGUCAGAUGACACAAGAAGAGAGUUUGCUGAAAUGCUCAGCUUUGUCCAAAAAGUUACAGAGGCAUUGAAUGUUAAAGAAAACAAAGACCGUGUUUCUGUGGUCCAAUACAGCAGCGAUCAACAGACUCAUUUUGACCUUGGCACAUAUAAAGGAGAGCAGGAUGUUCUUGCAGCCAUCCGGCAAAUACAACAAAAAGGAGGCAUGCCCCUGAAUACUGGGGCAGCACUUGACUAUGUGAGGAGAAAUGUCUUCACUGAGUCCUCUGGAAGUCGACGCCUUGAAGGUGUCCCCCAGAUUCUGAUUGUUUUGAGUGGGGGAAAAUCUCAAGAUGAGGUUGCCAGUUCUGCCACAGCCUUGAAACUGGAACAGGUCAUUGUGUUCAGCAUAGGCUCAAGGAAUUCAGAUUUACUCGAGCUCCAAAUGAUGGCACAUAGCCCUUCCUAUGCUUUAACUGUGCCUCGAUUCAAUGACCUGAUGAGCAUCUAUCAACAACUUAUGUCAUUUGUGAAAAGAGUGCCUCGCCAACCAAAAUUUAUGCAAAAGACUGGAUUAGCAUUCACAGAUAAACGGGAAUCCAUCCAACGAGAUUUUGUGUUUUUACUGGAUGGCUCGGAUGACGUUCAGAAUGCGUUUGAAGCAAUGCGUGGCUUUGUUCAGAGAAUUGUGGCAAAAUUCGACAUAGAUGAAAACAGAGAUCGCAUGGCAUUGGUUCAGUACAGCGACGACUCAGCUGUCGAAUUCUAUCUGAACACUCAUAAAUCACAACAGGAGGCUGCCAAUGCCAUACAAGCUCUGGUGCAUAAAGGAGGAAGUCUACUCAACACAGGAGCAGCUCUCCAGUAUGUGAGGGACAAUGUCUUCACGGUUUCCUCUGGGAGCAGGCACCAACAGGGCAUCCCUCAGAUAUUGAUUUUGUUGACAGGAGGGCAGUCCAGUGAUGAUGUUAGAAAUGCGGUGGCAAACCUGGAAGAAAUGGAUGUGACAUCGUAUGCUUUGGGAAUGAUGCAUGCUGAUGCUACUGAGCUUUUAAGUAUUUCACAUGAACCCAGUAAUGUGUAUUUUGCAGCAGAUUUAACUGACCUUGCAUAUAUGGAUGCACGUUUAUUUUCUACCAUUGAGAUGGCUAAAGCAACAGCUAAUGUGGCAGCUCUAUAUGAAAACAGCAAGAAAGACAUUGUAUUUUUAGUUGAUGGCUCUGAUGAUUCCCGGGGAAAAUUUCAAGAUAUCAAAGCCUUUGUGCAGGGAAUUGUUGUGACUUUGAAUUUGGAGAAAAACCAAGACCGUGUGGCUGUGGUCCAGUACAGUGACACAGCAGAAACUAUAUUCGCUUUGAACACACACUCAACAAAAAGUGAGAUCAUUACAGCAAUAAGAAGCUUAAGUCACAAAGGAGGUUAUCCACACAACCUGGGAGCAGCUCUCCAACAUGUAGAGCACAAUGUCUUUACUCCAGGCUAUGGAAGCAGACGUACUGAGGGAAUUUCACAAAUAGUAAUACUACUGAGUGGUGGGAGAUCUGGAGAUGACAUUAGAGCCCCGCUCAAACACCUCAAAGAAACCGGUGUUAUUUUAAUUGGGGUUGGAACAACUGACGCAGAUACGCUGGAACUACAGACAAUGUCUCACAAACCUAACUAUGCCCUCAAAAUCAAUGAUUAUGGCGAGCUUUCGACCAUCCAACGUGAUGUUUUAUCAUUGGUGGAUGAGGUUUCUGUUAAAACAGUUUACACUGAUCCCAUAAAGAGUUUUGAUUCAGAGAAAACUGAUGUAGUGUUUCUUAUUGACGGCUCAUCUGACGCUAGAAAUGGCUUUGAGGGAAUCCGUAGCUUGAUGGAAAGAAUUGUUGAAAACAUGAAAGUCGAAGCAAAUCACGACCGCGUGGCUUUGGUUCAAUAUAGCCGUGAUGCCACAACCAAUUUCUAUUUGAAUUCAUACUCCAUCAAAAAUGAUGUGCUGAAUUCCAUAAGAACUAUCAGGCACAAGUUGGGAAGGCCCCUCAACACUGGCAAGGCCCUGGAGUUUGUCCGAGAUAAUGUGUUUUCUGCUUCAGUUGGGGGCAGACGUGCUGAGAGUGUGCCUCAAUAUUUAUUUGUGUUUACUGGUGGAAGAUCAGGGGAUGAUGUCAGAGGGCCGGCACAGUCACUCAGAGACAGUGGAAUUAAGACCAUUAGUGUUGGAACAACAAAUGCUGAUACUUUAGAACUGCAAACCAUCUCUUUCAACCCAUCGCAUUCUUUCUCCGUCAUGGAUUUUAACACUCUAUCUCAUGAUACCUUAUACUCAAUUGCAAAAGAUAUAAUGAGUGGUGGCCAGGUAACAACAGAAAUCCAAACUCUUACGGACACUUACGAUGUUGGUGAUGUAGAACAACUAAAAGCUGAUAUUGUGUUUCUCAUGGAUGGAUCUGAUGAAAUGCAGCAAAGUGCCAGGGGAAUUCAAUCUUUUCUCAAGGAAUUUGUUGAACGAAUAGAUAUUGGGCCAAACAAGGCACAGGUUGCUAUUAUUCAAUACAGUGAAAAACCGACUCAAGCCUUUUAUCUGAAUACAUACUCAUUAAAAAGGGACAUCUUGAAGUAUGUAAGCGAUUUGAAGUUAAAAGGAGGCAAGCACGUGAACACCGGAAAAGCCCUUGAUUAUGUGGCAAGGAAUGUCUUUACAUCAUCUGCUGGAGGCAGAGCUCUGACAGGAGUUCCUCAGAUACUAAUUCUCUUAAGUGGCAGGAAGUCACAAGAUGAUGUCCAGGUUCCGUUGGUAGGUUUGAACAAGGCUGGAGUGGUACUUUUCAGUGUUGGAGUGGGAAAUGCAGAUUGGUUGGAGAUGCAGAGUCUAGCACACAAUCCCAGAGAUGCAUAUCUAAUCAAAGAGACUUCUGAUUUUUCUGUUGUGCGGCAAAAGUUGUUAUCUCAAAUUGCUUCUCACAAAGCUUCAAUCAUCCCAAGUAUAGUUUCAGGUCCAAGUGUGAAAAGGGAUAUCGUUUUCCUUCUUGAUGGGUCUGACGACAAUAAGGAUAGAUUUACAGCUAUGCGGGAUUUUGUUGCCGAAUUGGUGAGAGGCCUUGACCUGGAAAAGGGGAAGGAUCAAGUUGCUAUUGUACAAUAUAGUAACAAUGCAGAAGUUAACUUCAACCUGAAUACUUACCAAAAUAGAGAUGAAAUCAUGACGCACAUAACAAACCUUAAGCAAAAAGGAGGAACGGCGCAAUACAUUGGAACUGCUCUAGAGUUUGUAAGAAACAAUAUAUUUGUUUCAAAAGCUGGAAGCCGAAAACAUGAGGGAGCAAAACAGAUACUUGUCCUUAUUUCUGGUGGCAGAUCAAGAGAUUCUCCUCGAGGACCAUCAGUUGCUCUGAAGGCUGGUGGUGUUAUUACAUUUGCCAUUGGAUCAAGGAUGACAAACGUGGUUGAAUUGCAGGGAAUUUCUUCAGAUCCAAACUAUGCUUUCCUAGUCUCUGACUUUGCAAAUUUUGACAGCAUUCAACACAUAUUGCUGACUCACAUAAGGAGAAUCAGUAGUCAAAAGGAAACUGCAUCUGUUGAGGGCAGCCUGGCCAAAAGGGAUGUUGUGUUCUUGCUGGAUGGAUCUCAUGGCACCCAAACUGGAUUCCCAGCAAUGCGUGACUUUGUGCAGAAUGUCGUAGAGACGCUCAAUGUGGAUGACGACCGAGAUCGAGUCGCAGUUGUUCAGUACAGCAGUGAUCCAGCUGUCCAAUUCUAUCUAAACACGUACAAAACAAAGGGCGACGUCAUUGCUAAUGUCAGGGGUUUGAGGCACAAGGGCGGAAGACCACUUCACACUGGAGCAGCGCUCCAAUACUUGAGGGAUAAUGUCUUCACUGCCUCGGCUGGAAGUAGGCGUCUGGAAGGAGUUCCACAGAUGCUCAUAGUCCUCAGCGGUGGAAGGUCCUUUGACAGCGUUGACGCAGCAGCCACCGCUCUGAAGGAGCUGGGGGUCUUUACCCUUGCCAUUGGAACCAGUGGCUCUGAUAGCAGAGAACUGCAGAAGAUAUCCCAUGGUCCCCAUCAGGCUCUGUCUGUGUCUGAUUUUACUGACCUUCCCAGUGUCCAACAGCAACUGCAGUCCUCAAUGGAAUCAGUGGUCAUUGUUGUAACUCCAGAAUCUCCCACAGUUUUAGUUGACCAUGAGGUUGCCGGGAAGGAUGUAGUAUUCCUUCUGGAUGGCUCUGAUAACACAAGGAAUGGAUUCACUGCCAUGCGUGAUUUUGUUCAGAGAAUGGUGGAGCAACUUAAUGUGGGCGAAAACAACGACCGUGUGUCAGUUGUCCAGUACGGCAGAGACGCAGAGGCCCACUUCUAUCUGAACACAUACACCACAAAGGACGAUAUUCUUAACACGGUCAGAGGACUCAGACACAGAGGGGGAAGACCCCUCAACACUGGGUCAGCCCUCAAGUAUGUCCGAGACAACGUGUUUACGGCGGCCUCUGGAAGUAGGAGGCAAGAGGGCAUUCCUCAGCUACUGAUUGUGCUGAGUGGAGGGCGAUCUAGUGACAACGUAGACAUACCGGCGUCUGCCCUCAAAGAAAACGGGGUCUUAAUUCUAGGCAUCGGAACUAGAAAUUCUAGCACAGAGGUUCAAAGAAUCGCCUCUGAUCCUAGUUAUGCCCAGUCUGUGUCUGACUUCUCUGACCUCCCAAACGUCCAGCAUCCAUUCGCCUCCUCUCUUAGCCAUGUAGUUGUUGGGGUUAAACCAAUGACCCCUACAGUGAGAGUUGACCAGAGAACUCCAAAACGGGAUGUGGUAUUUCUUCUGGAUGGCUCUGAUGGCACAAGGAAUGGAUUCCCUGCCAUGCGUGAUUUUAUUCACACGGUGGUGGAGAAGCUGAAUGUGGGAGAAAACAACGACCGUGUGUCCGUUGCCCAGUACAGCGGAGAUGCAGAGGCCAAUUUCUAUCUGAACACAUAUAACACAAAGGCAGAUAUUCUUGACAUGGUCAGCGGGCUUAGGCACAAAGGAGGCAGGCCCGUAAACACCGGGGCAGCCCUCCAGUAUGUCAGAGACAACGUGUUUACAGCCUCUUCCGGCAGCAGGCGCCAAGAAGGGGUUCCACAGUUGUUGAUCCUUGUAAAUGGCGGAAGGUCUUCUGACAGUGUAGAUACACCAGCGUCUGCUCUCAAACAGCUUGGCAUCACUGUCCUUGGAAUUGGAACAAGGAACUCUGACCAUGGACAACUGCAAAAGAUCUCCUCUAAGCCAAAUUAUGCUUUGUCAGUGUCCGACUUCAGUGACCUCCCCAACAUACAAGAGCAACUGUCCUCUGCCAUCAGCACAGUCACAGUCAGGGCCACACCAAUGACGCCAACUGUAAUCGUUGAGCACAGCCUGCCCAAAAGGGAUGUUGUGUUCUUGCUGGAUGGAUCUCAUGGCACCCAAACUGGAUUCCCAGCAAUGCGUGACUUUGUGCAGAAAGUCGUAGAGACGCUCAAUGUGGAUGGCGACAGAGAUCGAGUCUCAGUUGUUCAGUACAGCAGUGAUCCAGCUGUCCAAUUCUAUCUAAACACGUACAAAACACAGGGCGACGUCGUUGCUAAUGUCAGGGGUUUGAGGCACAUGGGCGGAAGACCACUUAACACUGGAGCAGCGCUCCAAUACUGUAGGGAUAAUGUCUUCACUGCCUCGGCUGGAAGUAGGCGUCUGGAAGGAGUUCCGCAGAUGCUCAUAGUCCUAUGCGGUGGAAAGUCCUAUGACAGUGUUGAUGCAGCAGCCACCGCUCUGAAGGAGCUGGGGGUCUUUACCCUUGCCAUUGGAACCAGUGGCUCUGAUAGCAGAGAACUGCAGAAGAUAUCCCAUGGUCCCCAUCAGGCUCUGUCUGUGUCUGAUUUUACUGACCUUCCCAGUGUCCAACAGCAACUGCAGUCCUCAAUGGAAUCAGUGGUCAUUGUUGUAACUCCAGAAUCUCCCACAGUUUUAGUUGACCAUGAGGUUGCCGGGAAGGAUGUAGUAUUCCUUCUGGAUGGCUCUGAUAACACAAGGAAUGGAUUCGCUGCCAUGCGUGAUUUUGUUCAGAGAAUGGUGGAGCAACUUAAUGUGGGCGAAAACAACGACCGUGUGUCAGUUGUCCAGUACGGCAGAGACGCAGAGGCCCACUUCUAUCUGAACACAUACACCACAAAGGACGAUAUUCUUAACACGGUCAGAGGACUCAGACACAGAGGGGGAAGACCCCUCAACACUGGGUCAGCCCUCAAGUAUGUCCGAGACAACGUGUUUACGGCGGCCUCUGGAAGUAGGAGGCAAGAGGGCAUUCCUCAGCUACUGCUUGUGCUGAGUGGAGGGCGAUCUAGUGACAACGUAGACAUACCGGCGUCUGCCCUCAAAGACAACGGGGUCUUAAUUCUAGGCAUCGGAACUAGAAAUUCUAGCACAGAGGUUCAAAGAAUCGCCUCUGAUCCUAGUUAUGCCCAGUCUGUGUCUGACUUCUCUGACCUCCCAAACGUCCAGCAUCCAUUCGCCUCCUCUCUUAGCCAUGUAGUUGUUGGGGUUAAACCAAUGACCCCUACAGUGAGAGUUGACCAGAGAACUCCAAAACGGGAUGUGGUAUUUCUUCUGGAUGGCUCUGAUGGCACAAGGAAUGGAUUCCCUGCCAUGCGUGAUUUUAUUCACACGGUGGUGGAGAAGCUGAAUGUGGGAGAAAACAACGACCGUGUGUCCGUUGCCCAGUACAGCGGAGAUGCAGAGGCCAAUUUCUAUCUGAACACAUAUAACACAAAGGCAGAUAUUCUUGACAUGGUCAGCGGGCUUAGGCACAAAGGAGGCAGGCCCGUCAACACCGGGGCAGCCCUCCAGUAUGUCAGAGACAACGUGUUUACAGCCUCUUCCGGCAGCAGGCGCCAAGAAGGGGUUCCACAGUUGUUGAUCCUUGUAAAUGGCGGAAGGUCUUCUGACAGUGUAGAUACACCAGCAUCUGCUCUCAAACAGCUUGGCAUCACUGUCCUUGGAAUUGGAACAAGGAACUCUGACCAUGGACAACUGCAAAAGAUCUCCUCUAAGCCAAAUUAUGCUUUGUCAGUGUCCGACUUCAGUGACCUCCCCAACAUAGAAGAGCAACUGUCCUCUGCCAUCAGCACAGUCACAGUCAGGGCCACACCAAUGACGCCAACUGUAAUCGUUGAGCACAGCCUGCCCAAAAGGGAUGUUGUGUUCUUGCUGGAUGGAUCUCAUGGCACCCAAACUGGAUUCCCAGCAAUGCGUGACUUUGUGCAGAAAGUCGUAGAGACGCUCAAUGUGGAUGGCGACAGAGAUCGAGUCUCAGUUGUUCAGUACAGCAGUGAUCCAGCUGUCCAAUUCUAUCUAAACACGUACAAAACACAGGGCGACGUCGUUGCUAAUGUCAGGGGUUUGAGGCACAAGGGCGGAAGACCACUUAACACUGGAGCAGCGCUCCAAUACUGUAGGGAUAAUGUCUUCACUGCCUCGGCUGGAAGUAGGCGUCUGGAAGGAGUUCCACAGAUGCUCAUAGUCCUAUGCGGUGGAAAGUCCUAUGACAGUGUUGAUGCAGCAGCCACCGCUCUGAAGGAGCUGGGGGUCUUUACCCUUGCCAUUGGAACCAGUGGCUCUGAUAGCAGAGAACUGCAGAAGAUAUCCCAUGGUCCCCAUCAGGCUCUGUCUGUGUCUGAUUUUACUGACCUUCCCAGUGUCCAACAGCAACUGCAGUCCUCAAUGGAAUCAGUGGUCAAUGUUGUAACUCCAGAAUCUCCCACAGUUUUAGUUGACCAUGAGGUUGCCGGGAAGGAUGUAGUAUUCCUUCUGGAUGGCUCUGAUAACACAAGGAAUGGAUUCGCUGCCAUGCGUGAUUUUGUUCAGAGAAUGGUGGAGCAACUUAAUGUGGGCGAAAACAACGACCGUGUGUCAGUUGUCCAGUACGGCAGAGACGCAGAGGCCCACUUCUAUCUGAACACAUACACCACAAAGGACGAUAUUCUUAACACGGUCAGAGGACUCAGACACAGAGGGGGAAGACCCCUCAACACUGGGUCAGCCCUCAAGUAUGUCCGAGACAACGUGUUUACGGCGGCCUCUGGAAGUAGGAGGCAAGAGGGCAUUCCUCAGCUACUGCUUGUGCUGAGUGGAGGGCGAUCUAGUGACAACGUAGACAUACCGGCGUCUGCCCUCAAAGACAACGGGGUCUUAAUUCUUGGCAUCGGAACUAGAAAUUCUAGCACAGAGGUUCAAAGAAUCGCCUCUGAUCCUAGUUAUGCCCAGUCUGUGUCUGACUUCUCUGACCUCCCAAACGUCCAGCAUCCAUUCGCCUCCUCUCUUAGCCAUGUAGUUGUUGGGGUUAAACCAAUGACCCCUACAGUGAGAGUUGACCAGAGAACUCCAAAACGGGAUGUGGUAUUUCUUCUGGAUGGCUCUGAUGGCACAAGGAAUGGAUUCCCUGCCAUGCGUGAUUUUAUUCACAUGGUGGUGGAGAAGCUGAAUGUGGGAGAAAACAACGACCGUGUGUCCGUUGCCCAGUACAGCGGAGAUGCAGAGGCCAAUUUCUAUCUGAACACAUAUAACACAAAGGCAGAUAUUCUUGACAUGGUCAGCGGGCUUAGGCACAAAGGAGGCAGGCCCGUCAACACCGGGGCAGCCCUCCAGUAUGUCAGAGACAACGUGUUUACAGCCUCCUCCGGCAGCAGGCGCCAAGAAGGGGUUCCACAGUUGUUGAUCCUUUUAAAUGGUGGAAGGUCUUCUGACAGUGUAGAUACACCAGCGUCUGCUCUCAAACAGCUUGGCAUCACUGUCCUUGGAAUUGGAACAAGGAACUCUGACCAUGGACAACUGCAAAAGAUCUCCUCUAAGCCAAAUUAUGCUUUGUCAGUGUCCGACUUCAGCGACCUCCCCAACAUACAAGAGCAACUGUCCUCUGCCAUCAGCACAGUCACAGUCAGGGCCACACCAAUGACGCCAACUGUAAUCGUUGAGCACAGCCUGCCCAAAAGGGAUGUUGUGUUCUUGCUGGAUGGAUCUCAUGGCACCCGAACUGGAUUCCCAGCAAUGCGUGACUUUGUGCAGAAAGUCGUAGAGACGCUCAAUGUGGAUGGUGACAGAGAUCGAGUCUCAGUUGUUCAGUACAGCAUUGAUCCAGCUGUCCAAUUCUAUCUAAACACGUACAAAACACAGGGCGACGUCGUUGCUAAUGUCAGGGGUUUGAGGCAUAAGGGCGGAAGACCACUUAACACUGGAGCAGCGCUCCAAUACUUGAGGGAUAAUGUCUUCACUGCCUCGGCUGGAAGUAGGCGUCUGGAAGGAGUUCCGCAGAUGCUCAUAGUCCUAUGCGGUGGAAAGUCCUAUGACAGUGUUGACAAAGCAGCCACCGCUCUGAAGGAGCUGGGGGUCUUUACCCUUGCCAUUGGAACCAGUGGCUCUGAUAGCAGAGAAUUGCAGAAGAUAUCCCAUGGUCCCCAUCAGGCUCUGUCUGUGUCUGAUUUUACUGACCUUCCCAGUGUCCAACAGCAACUGAAGUCCUCAAUGGAAUCACUGGUCAUUGUUGUAACUCCAGAAUCUCCCACAGUUUUAGUUGACCAUGAGGUUGCCGGGAAGGAUGUAGUAUUCCUUCUGGAUGGCUCUGAUAACACAAGGAAUGGAUUCGCUGCCAUGCGUGAUUUUGUUCAGAGAAUGGUGGAGCAACUUAAUGUGGGCGAAAACAACGACCGUGUGUCAGUUGUCCAGUACGGCAGAGACGCAGAGGCCCACUUCUAUCUGAACACAUACACCACAAAGGACGAUAUUCUUAACACGGUCAGAGGACUCAGACACAGAGGGGGAAGACCCCUCAACACUGGGUCAGCCCUCAAGUAUGUCCGAGACAACGUGUUUACGGCGGCCUCUGGAAGUAGGAGGCAAGAGGGCAUUCCUCAGCUACUGCUUGUGCUGAGUGGAGGGCAAUCUAGUGACAACGUAGACAUACCGGCGUCUGCCCUCAAAGACAACGGGGUCUUAAUUCUUGGCAUCGGAACUAGAAAUUCUAGCACAGAGGUUCAAAGAAUCGCCUCUGAUCCUAGUUAUGCCCAGUCUGUGUCUGACUUCUCUGACCUCCCAAACGUCCAGCAUCCAUUCGCCUCCUCUCUUAGCCAUGUAGUUGUUGGGGUUAAACCAAUGACCCCUACAGUGAGAGUUGACCAGAGAACUCCAAAACGGGAUGUGGUAUUUCUUCUGGAUGGCUCUGAUGGCACAAGGAAUGGAUUCCCUGCCAUGCGUGAUUUUAUUCACAUGGUGGUGGAGAAGCUGAAUGUGGGAGAAAACAACGACCGUGUGUCCGUUGCCCAGUACAGCGGAGAUGCAGAGGCCAAUUUCUAUCUGAACACAUAUAACACAAAGGCAGAUAUUCUUGACAUGGUCAGCGGGCUUAGGCACAAAGGAGGCAGGCCCGUCAACACCGGGGCAGCCCUCCAGUAUGUCAGAGACAACGUGUUUACAGCCUCCUCCGGCAGCAGGCGCCAAGAAGGGGUUCCACAGUUGUUGAUCCUUGUAAAUGGCGGAAGGUCUUCUGACAGUGUAGAUACACCAGCGUCUGCUCUCAAACAGCUUGGCAUCACUGUCCUUGGAAUUGGAACAAGGAACUCUGACCAUGGACAACUGCAAAAGAUCUCCUCUAAGCCAAAUUAUGCUUUGUCAGUGUCCGACUUCAGUGACCUCCCCAACAUACAAGAGCAACUGUCCUCUGCCAUCAGCACAGUCACAGUCAGGGCCACACCAAUGACGCCAACUGUAAUCGUUGAGCACAGCCUGCCCAAAAGGGAUGUUGUGUUCUUGCUGGAUGGAUCUCAUGGCACCCAAACUGGAUUCCCAGCAAUGCGUGACUUUGUGCAGAAAGUCGUAGAGACGCUCAAUGUGGAUGGCGACAGAGAUCGAGUCUCAGUUGUUCAGUACAGCAGUGAUCCAGCUGUCCAAUUCUAUCUAAACACGUACAAAACACAGGGCGACGUCGUUGCUAAUGUCAGGGGUUUGAGGCACAAGGGCGGAAGACCACUCAACACUGGAGCAGCGCUCCAAUACUGUAGGGAUAAUGUCUUCACUGCCUCGGCUGGAAGUAGGCGUCUGGAAGGAGUUCCACAGAUGCUCAUAGUCCUAUGCGGUGGAAAGUCCUAUGACAGUGUUGAUGCAGCAGCCACCGCUCUGAAGGAGCUGGGGGUCUUUACCCUUGCCAUUGGAACCAGUGGCUCUGAUAGCAGAGAACUGCAGAAGAUAUCCCAUGGUCCCCAUCAGGCUCUGUCUGUGUCUGAUUUUACUGACCUUCCCAGUGUCCAACAGCAACUGCAGUCCUCAAUGGAAUCAGUGGUCAUUGUUGUAACUCCAGAAUCUCCCACAGUUUUAGUUGACCAUGAGGUUGCCGGGAAGGAUGUAGUAUUCCUUCUGGAUGGCUCUGAUAACACAAGGAAUGGAUUCGCUGCCAUGCGUGAUUUUGUUCAGAGAAUGGUGGAGCAACUUAAUGUGGGCGAAAACAACGACCGUGUGUCAGUUGUCCAGUACGGCAGAGACGCAGAGGCCCACUUCUAUCUGAACACAUACACCACAAAGGACGAUAUUCUUAACACGGUCAGAGGACUCAGACACAGAGGGGGAAGACCCCUCAACACUGGGUCAGCCCUCAAGUAUGUCCGAGACAACGUGUUUACGGCGGCCUCUGGAAGUAGGAGGCAAGAGGGCAUUCCUCAGCUACUGCUUGUGCUGAGUGGAGGGCGAUCUAGUGACAACGUAGACAUACCGGCGUCUGCCCUCAAAGACAACGGGGUCUUAAUUCUAGGCAUCGGAACUAGAAAUUCUAGCACAGAGGUUCAAAGAAUCGCCUCUGAUCCUAGUUAUGCCCAGUCUGUGUCUGACUUCUCUGACCUCCCAAACGUCCAGCAUCCAUUCGCCUCCUCUCUUAGCCAUGUAGUUGUUGGGGUUAAACCAAUGACCCCUACAGUGAGAGUUGACCAGAGAACUCCAAAACGGGAUGUGGUAUUUCUUCUGGAUGGCUCUGAAGGCACACGGAAUGGAUUCUCUGCCAUGCGUGAUUUUAUUCACACGGUGGUGGAGAAACUGAAUGUGGGAGAAAACAACGACCGUGUGUCCGUUGCCCAGUACAGCGGAGAUGCAGAGGCCAAUUUCUAUCUGAACACAUAUAACACAAAGGCAGAUAUUCUUGACAUGGUCAGCGGGCUUAGGCACAAAGGAGGCAGGCCCGUCAACACCGGGGCAGCCCUCCAGUAUGUCAGAGACAACGUGUUUACAGCCUCUUCCGGCAGCAGGCGCCAAGAAGGGGUUCCACAGUUGUUGAUCCUUGUAAAUGGUGGAAGGUCUUCCGACAGUGUAGAUACACCAGCGUCUGCUCUCAAACAGCUUGGCAUCACUGUCCUUGGAAUUGGAACAAGGAACUCUGACCAUGGACAACUGCAAAAGAUCUCCUCUAAGCCAAAUUAUGCUUUGUCAGUGUCCGACUUCAGUGACCUCCCCAACAUACAAGAGCAACUGUCCUCUGCCAUCAGCACAGUCACAGUCAGGGCCACACCAAUGACGCCAACUGUAAUCGUUGAGCACAGCCUGCCCAAAAGGGAUGUUGUGUUCUUGCUGGAUGGAUCUCAUGGCACCCGAACUGGAUUCCCAGCAAUGCGUGACUUUGUGCAGAAAGUCGUAGAGACGCUCAAUGUGGAUGGUGACAGAGAUCGAGUCUCAGUUGUUCAGUACAGCAUUGAUCCAGCUGUCCAAUUCUAUCUAAACACGUACAAAACACAGGGCGACGUCGUUGCUAAUGUCAGGGGUUUGAGGCACAAGGGCGGAAGACCACUUAACACUGGAGCAGCGCUCCAAUACUUGAGGGAUAAUGUCUUCACUGCCUCGGCUGGAAGUAGGCGUCUGGAAGGAGUUCCGCAGAUGCUCAUAGUCCUAUGCGGUGGAAAGUCCUAUGACAGUGUUGACAAAGCAGCCACCGCUCUGAAGGAGCUGGGGGUCUUUACCCUUGCCAUUGGAACCAGUGGCUCUGAUAGCAGAGAAUUGCAGAAGAUAUCCCAUGGUCCCCAUCAGGCUCUGUCUGUGUCUGAUUUUACUGACCUUCCCAGUGUCCAACAGCAACUGAAGUCCUCAAUGGAAUCACUGGUCAUUGUUGUAACUCCAGAAUCUCCCACAGUUUUAGUUGACCAUGAGGUUGCCGGGAAGGAUGUAGUAUUCCUUCUGGAUGGCUCUGAUAACACAAGGAAUGGAUUCGCUGCCAUGCGUGAUUUUGUUCAGAGAAUGGUGGAGCAACUUAAUGUGGGCGAAAACAACGACCGUGUGUCAGUUGUCCAGUACGGCAGAGACGCAGAGGCCCACUUCUAUCUGAACACAUACACCACAAAGGACGAUAUUCUUAACACGGUCAGAGGACUCAGACACAGAGGGGGAAGACCCCUCAACACUGGGUCAGCCCUCAAGUAUGUCCGAGACAACGUGUUUACGGCGGCCUCUGGAAGUAGGAGGCAAGAGGGCAUUCCUCAGCUACUGCUUGUGCUGAGUGGAGGGCGAUCUAGUGACAACGUAGACAUACCGGCGUCUGCCCUCAAAGACAACGGGGUCUUAAUUCUUAGGCAUCGGAACUAGAAAUUCUAGCACAGAGGUUCAAAGAAUCGCCUCUGAUCCUAGUUAUGCCCAGUCUGUGUCUGACUUCUCUGACCUCCCAAACGUCCAGCAUCCAUUCGCCUCCUCUCUUAGCCAUGUAGUUGUUGGGGUUAAACCAAUGACCCCUACAGUGAGAGGUAAGACACUGUUGCUAAUUUCAACGCAAAUCAUGUUGUACCUUUUGGUGCCUUCCUGCACGUAAUGUCAACACAAAGGCCAAUGCUUGCAUGCCGCUUUCAACUUUAGCAUCAAUGUUCUGUUUUUCACAUUCUCCCAGUUGACCAGAGAACUCCAAAACGGGAUGUGGUAUUUCUUCUGGAUGGCUCUGAUGGCACAAGGAAUGGAUUCCCUGCCAUGCGUGAUUUUAUUCACAUGGUGGUGGAGA